AUGUUUGCGUUUUUUAGCAUCAUCGUAAUAAACUCAAAGGGGCGUCGCCUGGACUAUGACUGUAAGAAACGGCAGCAGAGGAGAGAUGAUGAACUGAUUCAAGCUGAGGAAAAGUUGGAGGAAUCGAAGAGACUUGCUGAAAUGGCCAUGUUCAAUGUGUUGAGCAACGAUGUGGAACAAGUGUCUCAACUGCGAGCUCUUGUUGAUGCACAAUUGGAUUUCCACCGACAGACAACACAAGUACUCGAAGCCUUGCAAGCGCAACUUGCCGCAAGAGUGAAAGAAGCAAGUUGUCGCCCUCGAGCGGAGCACCACCCUCAGCCAGUACUCACCAACAGGACUCCUCGCUCCAGAUCUCCUGCAGCGGACGGAUUCGGUGGACAGUCAAGCGGAUUUGAACAACCACCACCCUAUUCAAAUGGUGGCGGAUUCCAGGCAUCUGUUGCAUAUCCAGCAGCACCUGCUGCGCAGCAGCAACAACAGCAACAGCAGCAACAGAAACCAUCAGCAAGGGCUAUGUUUGACUUCGAUGCACAGAACGAAGGAGAACUAAAUCUCAAGGAAGGUCAAGUAGUGGAACUUGUUGCGCAGGUGGAUGAAAACUGGUUCGAGGGCCGAUUGAAUGGGAAGAAUGGUCUGUUUCCGAUUGCUUAUGUACAAGUUUUGGUUCCACUGAGAUGA
Molecule: messenger RNA, 681 nt
Organism: Cooperia oncophora
Lineage: Eukaryota; Metazoa; Nematoda; Chromadorea; Rhabditida; Trichostrongylidae
Source: the annotation of a GenBank genome assembly